AUGAUUGUUGCAGGUAUUCGCAAAGGCAUUUGUGCGAAUGCGGUGAUGUACGGAAGGGCGGCGACCAUAGGUCAUGUGCCUUUUAGCCGCUCCUACGUAACUCCCUCAGCAAAUCAACCUAUGGCGACUAUUGCGGACCAGCGGCAGGCCAAGGCGAGUACGGUGGGGGGCACAGAGACCCUUGAACCGCUCGCAAAUGAGGAUGUAUUUUUCAAUGUGUUGGAAAAUGCAGAGAAGGAUCGUCCAGCGACCCGGCCGAUCUACCUUGAUGCACAGUCCACGACUCCCCUCGACCCUCGUGUGUUGGACGCGAUGAUGCCUUUCUAUGUCGACCAGUAUGGAAACCCUCACUCGCGCACGCAUGCGUAUGGGUGGGAGUCUGAGUCUGCCACAGAUGUGGCGCGCAAGCACAUUGCCUCGCUAAUCAAUGCGGAUCCGAAGGAAAUCAUUUUUACCUCGGGCGCCACAGAGAGCAAUAACAUGCUCCUCAAGGGUGUGGCAAAUUUCUACUACCCCAAGAAGAACCACAUUAUUACCACACUAACGGAGCACAAAUGUGUCUUGGACUCGUGUCGCUUUUUGCAGGAGAAAGGCUUUGAGAUCACGUACCUUCCGGUCCGUUCCAACGGCAUCGUCAACAUUGACGAUCUUAAGGCUGCUUUGCGCCCCACUACUGCCGUUGUGUCCAUCAUGACUGUCAACAACGAGAUUGGUGUAAUACAGCCGAUAAAGGAAAUCGGACAAUUGCUCAAGACUUAUGGCGCGGAACUCGCCAAAGAGCUCGGUCGUGGCACGCCCAAGCCAUUCUUCCACUCGGACGCUGCACAGGCACUUGGUAAGAUCCCGAUUGAUGUGAACGAGGCUGGGAUUGAUUUGAUGAGUAUGUCGAGUCAUAAACUGUACGGCCCCAAGGGAAUUGGUGCGGCGUAUGUCCGCCGUCGCCCCCGUGUGCGUCUCGAGCCUUUGAUCAGCGGCGGCGGUCAGGAGCGUGGAUUGCGCAGCGGUACUUUGGCCACGUCGCUCGUCGUUGGAUUUGGUGAGGCCGCUCGCAUAGCAAAGGAGGAUCUUCCUUAUGACCACGCGUAUAUCUCUGCGUUGGCCAAGCGUCUCCGUGACAAUAUUAUGUCGCGUGUCGAGAUGGUGAUGCUGAACGGUGAUCCCAAGGGCUAUCCCGGCUGCACAAACUUGACGUUCAGCUACAUUGAGGGCGAGUCGCUGCUGAUGGCGCUUAAAGAUAUUUGUCUUUCAUCUGGCUCUGCGUGCACAUCUGCUUCGCUAGAGCCGUCGUACGUGCUCCGUGCGCUUGGUUUGGACGAUGCGAAUGCGCACUCUAGUUUACGUUUCGGCAUUGGCCGCUUCACGACCGAAGAGGAGAUUGACUUUGUUUGCGACAAGAUUGUGAGCGUCGUCACCCGUUUGCGCGAGCUGAGCCCGUUGUGGGAGAUGGUGCAAGAUGGUAUCGAUUUGAAAUCAAUCCAAUGGUCCGGAUGA
Messenger RNA from Malassezia vespertilionis, 1491 nucleotides. It is a transcript of the gene NFS1, whose product is annotated as cysteine desulfurase. The transcript is spliced from 2 exons. Gene Ontology annotation, cellular component: cytosol; nucleus; mitochondrion. Gene Ontology annotation, molecular function: cysteine desulfurase activity; pyridoxal phosphate binding. Gene Ontology annotation, biological process: [2Fe-2S] cluster assembly. Lineage: Eukaryota; Fungi; Basidiomycota; Malasseziomycetes; Malasseziales; Malasseziaceae. The coding region runs from base 1 to 1491 and encodes 496 amino acids. The record is from RefSeq and is a predicted model, not a curated record.